GAAACCUGGUGUCUGUGUAGUCCACCUCUUUACCCUUAAGUCAGUGAGGUACAGUAACUGGUUAUAUCUCAGUAAUGUAGUGCAAUUUAAAGAAAAAAGAGGUAUUGAUGCUGGUUCUAUUUAAGCCUCAUUGAACUGUGCUCAGGCAUUAAGCAGAUGAAAACUGAAAUAAUUACUAAAGCAGCAUUAGGUAGACGUAGAAAGUGUUAUCUUUCAGAUAAGACGACGCCCUCUCAUGCAGCUUGAGUUGUAAAGUGUGGAAAGGUAAAGUUGUCGCCAUAAAAGACAGAAUGACAGUGAAGUGAUUCACGAUGAAGACGUAUUUGCUAAAAGGUGGAAUUGUUGGAUCCCUUCUAAUUGUUGUAUACAUCAUCAUCUUCACCACUUCAAGUUUGAAAUCAGGCAGCUCCUCUCCAGAAGCGGACUCCAGCCGUCAUGACGUUUUGGAGAGGAAACUGGACAGGGUUGAACGCACCCUGAAGAAGCUGGCAAAGCUGAUAGAAGAAUCUGAUAAAAAGAGCUCCACCAAAGAACUUGUUAAAAGUGUGGGCCAAGAAAAACAGAAGAUUGUGAUUCCGAAGUUAUAUCCUGACUCCAUCCUGUUUGAAAAGUGGGGUGACGGCCUGUCAGAGCAGGAGCAGAAAGAGGCUGAAGCUCUGUUUCAUCUCUAUGGAUACAACGUCUUCCUGAGUAAUCAGCUGCCACUCGACAGGAAGCUUCCAGAGACAAGGGAUAGCAGAUGUUGGACAAAGAAAUACCCGAAGAACCUGCCGAAUGUCAGCGUGGUGCUGAUCUACGUAAACGAGGCUCUCUCUGUCAUUCAAAGAGCUAUAAGAAGUAUUAUCAACCGCACUCCAAAUCACCUGCUGAAGGAAAUCAUCCUGGUGGAUGACUACAGCACUUACAAUGACCUUGGAGAACGAUUAGAAAACUACAUAGAGAUUCACAAGGAGCAGCCUGGCCUCAUUAAGAAAGUCCGACAUAACCGUCAAAUGGGCCUGUCCCAGUCCAGGCUCACGGGUUGUGAGCACGCUUCAGGGGAUGUUGUUGCUAUCUUGGAUGCCCAUAUUGAAGUCGCAGAGGGAUGGGCAGAACCUUUGCUGGCCAGGAUCAAAGCGGACAGGACAGUGGUGGUGUCCCCUGUGUUUGACAAGGUCCAUUUUGAUGACCUUCAUGUGGAAAGAUACAUCCCAGCGUCUCAUGGCUUUGACUGGGCUUUGUGGUGCAUGUAUGAGAGCUUUGGCAAAGAGUGGUAUAAAAUGGACGACGAAUCUCAGCCUGGGAAGAGCCCCUCUGUUAUGGGCAUUUUUGCCGCAGACAGAGUCUUCCUUGGAGAAAUUGGCGGGCUUGAUGGAGGGAUGACAGUUUACGGGGGAGAAAAUGUUGAACUUGGGAUUCGUGUGUGGCUGUGUGGAGGAAGUGUCGAGGUCGUGCCUUGCUCCAGGGUCGCUCACGUUGAGAGGGCAUAUAAACCGUACGCACCUGAUCUGGACUCCGCAAUGAGGAGAAAUGCCUUAAGGGCUGCAGAAAUCUGGAUGGAUGAUUACAAGAAGAAUGUGGUCAUUGCCUGGAACCUUCCUCUCAAGAAUCAUGGCAUUGACAUCGGAGACGUGUCGGAGAGGAAGGAGCUCAACAAGAAGAUGAAAUGUAAACCCUUCCAGUGGUACCGGGACAAUGUUUAUCCAAGUCUGGAAAAAUGGGAUAACAUCUUAGGGUAUGGUAUGCUGCAGAACAACCUUCUUAAGAAGUAUUGUGUGGACCAGGGAGCUGUUCCAGGAAACAUCCCCAUCCUGUUUGAAUGCAACUUCAUACAGCCACAGUUCUGUUACUACAACACAGAAAGUGAAAUCAUCAUCGGUGGACUGAAAUCUCACAAAUAUAACAACAACCGUUGCCUGGUGGAUCCAGGCUCAGGAAGCUAUCCCACCCUGCAGGACUGCCAGGUGGCCAAACAAAACCAGCUUCACAUGCAUUGGGACUUCAAACAGGGUGAAGCCAUCAGAAACAAAGUGACCCAGAGAUGUCUUGAGGUCGCUCAGGGAGAAAACCUUUUUUAUGCUCUCAUAAUUCAGCAGUGCAGCGGACAGAGCUGGAGGAUCCAGCAUCUCUUCACAAGUUUUUAGCUCAAGUAAACUGAACAAGGUAUUGACAACAUGAUGAAAUAGAAACUUUUGGUGGAACAGUGAUCAGUUCUGUUGCCUCACAACGAGGAGGUUCCUGGUUUGAAUUCCCAUCUGACAGGAGCCUCUCUGUGUGGAGUUUGCAUGUUCUCCCCGUGCAGGCGUGGGUUCUCUCCAGAUACUCCGGCUUCCUCCCACAGUCCAAAGACAUGCUCGUAAU
Molecule: messenger RNA, 2340 nt
Organism: Labrus bergylta (ballan wrasse)
Lineage: Eukaryota; Metazoa; Chordata; Actinopteri; Labriformes; Labridae
Product: probable polypeptide N-acetylgalactosaminyltransferase 8
Biological process (GO): protein O-linked glycosylation
Cellular component (GO): Golgi apparatus
Molecular function (GO): polypeptide N-acetylgalactosaminyltransferase activity
Source: RefSeq, a predicted model, not a curated record